Scutellospora calospora is the source of this 283-nucleotide messenger RNA. Lineage: Eukaryota; Fungi; Glomeromycota; Glomeromycetes; Diversisporales; Gigasporaceae. The record is from the annotation of a GenBank genome assembly.
CAGUCCUGACGAGAACCUCAGGCAUUUAAAAAAUAUAAAAGAAUACUAUAAAUUAUUUAUAGAAUUAAAUUUGGAUUACUUAACUGUCAGAGCCCAUGUUCCUGAACAAUCUGCCUACAAUCCUAUAGAGCGUAGCAUGUCUACUCUCUCAGGAAAGUUGGCAAGUAUUGUUCUACCUAUUGAUAAUUUUGGUUCAUAUCUUGAUUCUAAUAGCAUUAUUGAGAAUAUAAACCUUGCAAAGCAAAAUUUUUAUUAUGCUAGUAAAAAACUAUGUGAUAUUUGA